CUGAUACAUCAUGUAUUCCAGGAUCCGCCAAACAUUUCGCCGGAGGUCUUUCGAACUCAGCUUCUAUUCAGGUAUUUAAGCAUACCAUCCAUCUUCCAAGAACAUUCGACAUGGGUGACAGAUGGACUCCACAGAGGCAACCGUCUCAGUAUCAACCAUCACAAGGCUCGCAAGGGCACCCCGUCCAGCGUCCGCCUCCUGCAGCAGGGUAUUCGCCCACCCAACUCCCUUACGGACCAUCUGGGGCACGACCAUCACCUCCAUCAUCAUAUCAUGCUCCCCAGCUCCAGGCUCGACAAUCGCAAACUUCCGGCGGUCACAGCAGGCACGACGCGGUUGCGCACCCUCCGCCGAGGAUCCAGCCACAGACCGCACCCAUGACCAUUUGGAAUUGGGCUCUUAACCAUUCACUCAAGAUCGAGACUUUGCGGAAGGAGUCAUUGGAAAAGAGCUUUAAUACUAGAGACGAGAGUAAUCAAUAUUCUCAUAACGAUAUUCGGCAUGUCAUUGCCUGGGACCUUACCCUGGCUGAGAUUCAAGCAUCACCAGUCUACGGGAUAUUGAUGCUGCCUCUCCUUCCUUCCUUCUUCGACAAUCUCCUGAUGUCACGCGCGUUCCUCAAGGAACCACUCUAUGGCAGUGCUCUUCGUCCGCCACAAGAUAUGAUACCAUUCACAAUUGAGGCUGGGCUUACUAGCCACCUCGACUUCAUGCUUUUCCAUGAUCUGGAGUUUAUUCAACGGUACAUAGCAAUGGCUCGGGAUCUCUCACGUGAUCUCCCGCAGUUCAGACAGUUCCCGAAUAUUCCGUGGACCCCGCUCGUUACUGAUGUCGGUAGCGCUGCUGCGAAAUACAGGAGUUAUCUCCCUGAUCGAUGUUCAAUCCCCGCGGACGUCAGAUUGCCAUCAAGUGCUAAGACGCGAUGCCCAGGCGAAAUCAAAGUUAGUUAUAAGUUCAAUGCGGGGUGGCGUGAUUACUGCGCAGUGGGAGACAAUCUCAGUGCAUCCCAAGCCAACGAGGCCCUCCGCAUGGUAGAAUACAAGCAAGUGUUGUCCCAAGUUCGACACUAUAUGGUAAAGUGCGGCAAGCUUGCAAAUUCAGACCUGGCAGCCAAGUAUGGCUAUAUUAUCACGGAUAAGGAAGUGGUUCUUCUCCAACGCCAUGGAAACCCUCGCCGCGAGAACGAACAUGGUACUAUCCGUGCGACAAGGGGCUUCGAGUGGAAGUCAGACGGACAGUCCAUCAAUGGCAUGCUAGCUCUGCUUUAUAUUCAUUGCCUGGCUGGCUUUAAUGAGCAUUAUACUCUGGAUAUACGUGUGUGAGUAAUAGGGGUACUGGUUUGUGGUCAACAAUAUUCAUUUCUCAUUCUAAACGAUUCCCUUUGACUGAACUUAUGCGAGGCCGAAAUCUACGGUAUCUAUGUGUUGUGAACGGUAAAGAAGCAGUUACUACUGGAUAUGGAUAUGGUUGUCUAGUUGUUCUACGGUAGAUUGGAAGACACUGUCCAUUUCAUUAGGUACUGCAUCCUUGAAUACACGAAAGGUUAUGACUAC
Molecule: messenger RNA, 1553 nt
Organism: Somion occarium
Lineage: Eukaryota; Fungi; Basidiomycota; Agaricomycetes; Polyporales; Cerrenaceae
Source: the annotation of a GenBank genome assembly